GCGUAAACAGUGCGGCCGGAGCCUGGUAACCGAGUGGCGGCCGCAGCAACAGUCGCCGGCUCCUCCGCGCGGCCGGGCGGGGCGAAGCGGCAGCUCUGCUUGGGCUGGGCGGGCAGCGGCGGCCGCCGGAGACCCCCAGCUCCCGAGGGUAGCGUUUGUCAGGGGCCCUUUCGGCCACCCCGGCACCGGGCGAGGGAAGCGGCUGCGUGCCCCGCCGCGAGCAGGAGGCGGCACCGGUCGCUGGUGCGCAGAUUCUCCCCCGCCCGGGGGCCGCGUCCCCGCCGCCGCCGCCCCGCGCACCUAGCGGAGGGGGCGGAUGGUGUGAGGGAGGCGGGACCGGGGCCACGGCCGCGGGGGGGGGGCUGAAGGAGCACGCUCCGCCAGUGACCCCGGCAGCGUGCGCGGUCAGCGCGCCGCGGCAUCGCCCCCCUCCCGGUCGCUUUCCUGGAAAGCGGAGCGGGAGGGGUAGCGGGGUCUCGCUGUGAAGAUGGCGACCCCCGGGAUGAGCUGGCAGCAGCAUUACUACGGCAGCGGCGGCUCCUCAGCCAGCGCUGGGAAAUUCGUCGCGUCCAGUUCCCAGCCGGGGCUCAGCGUGGAGUACAGCCAGGAUCUGCACCUCAAAAUGAGCAAGAAAAUAGCCCAGCUCACCAAGGUAAUAUAUGCUUUAAACACUAAGAAUGAUGAACACGAAGCUGCUAUUCAAGCCCUCAAGGAUGCUCAUGAAGAAGAAAUCCAACAAAUUCUUGCAGAAACAAGAGAGAAGCUCUUACAGUAUAAGAGUAAAGUUGCUGAAGAAAUGGAUCUUAAGAGAAAGAUCCAGGUUUUGGAAGAGUCAUUGGAAGAUCAUAAAAAGAUGAAACAUCAAGCCUUGACAGAAUUUGAAGCUUACAAGGACAGAGUUGAAGAUAUGCAGCUUUGUGCAGAAGCCCAGCAUGUCCAGCGUGUAGUAACUAUGUCAAGAGAAGUAGAAGAGAUUAGAAAGAAGUUUGAGGAGAGGCUACGAAGCUUUGUACAAUUGCAAGUACAGUUUGAGAAAGACAAACGCUCAGCUCUGGAAGACUUGAGAGCAGCACACAGAUUGGAGAUUCAAGAACUUCUGAAAACUCAGCAGAAUCAGAAUGCUACUUUAAGUAAGGGGCAAGAGAAGCUAGAGGAGUUGCACAGGUUGGAACUGGAAGAUUUAAACAGCAAAGUUGAAGAGCUAAGACUGGAGAGGAAAAAACUCAUUGAGGAGUAUGAAGGCAAACUCAGCAAAGCUCAGUCCUUUUAUGAACAUGAACUUGAUGCUUUGAAAAGAUCUCAGCUCUUUACAGCUGAAAGCCUGCAUGCCAGCAAAGAGAAAGAAGUGGAGCUAAGAAGAGAGUUUCAAAGCCAAGAAGCUGUUUUACGGAAGAACCUUGGGAAACUGAAGACUGAAUUGCAGAUGGUACAGGAUGAAGUGGGUAGUCUGCGAGAAAAAUGCCAAAAGCUUCAGGUAGCACUCAGUACAGCAGAAAACACUGUUCAGGUGCUUCAAAAACAGCUAGAUGAUGUCAAGGAGGAGGAGAUAUCAUUGUUAAGCAAACACAAGGAGGUGGAAAGUGAGCUAGCAGCUGCUAGGGAACACUUACAGCAGCAGGCCACAGAUCUGUACUCAAAGCCAGUCACAGGAAUUCUUCAAGCUACACAGAUGACACAGGAAGUUACAAUAAGAGAUUUGGAAUCAGAAAAAUCUAGAUUAAAAGAGAAACUAUCUCAGCUGGAAGAGGAAAGAAAUCUAUUGCAGAGCAAAACACAAAGUCUGGAUGAAAGACAAAGGCAGCAGAUUCUGGCACUGGAAAAGAAGGUAAAUGAAGCAAGGGAAACGCAACGAGAGUAUUAUGAGAAAGAGCUGAUAAAGCUGCAAACCAGAUUGGAAGGGGAAGCUGCACAGUUAAAUGAGGCUCAUUCUAAGACCUUGGAAGAAUUGGCAUGGAAACAUCACACUGCGAUUGAGGCUGCACACAGCAAUGCUACCAAGGAAAAGAAAAAGCUGCAGCUGGAGUUGGAGCAGCAAUUUGAAAAGGAGAAACUACAUCUGGAAGGGGAUAAGAAUCAGCUUAGACAGCAGCUGGAAAAUAUGAGGGAAGAACUGACUACAAAGCUGACUUCAGCCAAUCAGGAGGUGUGUCGUCUACAAGACCAAGUAAGAAAAAGUGAACAGGGCCUUGGUGCUGCAGAAGGACACAUCUCCAAUCUUCAAGAAACGCAGGAAAUACUCCAAAAAGAACUAGAGUUAACCAAAGCAAGGCUGAGAGAAACCACGGAAUCAUUGUAUAAUAUUGAGGGGGAACUAGAACAGGAGAGGCAGCAGCAUGAAGCAAAGAUUUCUGCUAUGAGGGAAGAGGAGAAGAUGAAAGUUGACAGAAUGGCUCGUGACCUAGAAAUAAAAUGGACAGAAAAUCUUCGACAGGAAUGUAGUAAACUUCGUGAAGAGUUGAGGCUUCAGCAUGAAGAGGAUAAAAAGGCCGCCAUGACUCAGCUCUUGCAACUGAAAGAACGUGAAAAAAAUGCUGCCAGGGAUGGCUGGCAAAAGAAGGUGGAAGAUCUUUUAGACCAGAUCUCCUUGCUGAAACAGAACCUGGAGAUGCAGCUUUCCCAGUCUCAGAGCUCCUUGCAGCAGCUACAGACCCAGUUUAGUCAGGAGCGACAAAGGCUUACCCAGGAGCUGGAGGAACUGGAAGAAGAGCAUCAGCAAAGGCAUGAAUCCCUGAAGGAAGCACAUAUCCUUGCAUUUCAAAACAUGGAACAAACAAAAGAACAAGAACAAAAGGAACUAGAAGAGCACUUACAGCAAAAACAUUCUGAAGAACUUCAGACACUGAAAGAAGCACACAAACAAGCUAUGGAAGGUUUCAAAUUGGAAAUGGAACAGGAACUUCAGACUCUUCGAUUUGAGCUGGAAGAUGAAGGGAAAGCUAUGCUAGCCUCUUUGCGCUCAGAGCUAAAUCAUCAACAUGCAGCAGCAAUUGACCAACUAAGGCACAACCAUCAACAAGAAUUGGUAGCUGCUAAAAUGGAACUUGAAAGAAGUAUAGAACUCAGCAGACGACAGGAGAAGGAAUUUUUGUGCCGAGUAUCAGAUCUACAGGAUGAACUCAAACAUCGCGACCAUCAUAUAUCUGAAUUGGACAAGGAGGUUCUGACUCUGCAUGAGAAUAUAAGUGCCCUAACCAAGGAACUAGAGUUUAAGGGAAAAGAGGUUCUCAGAAUACGCAGUGAAUCCAACCAACAGCUAAGGAUACAUGAGCAAGAUUUAAGCAAGAAACAUGAGAAAGAGCUGGAUGUCAUGACAGCAGACCACAUCAGAGAGAAACAAAGCAUUCUCGCAGAUUUUAAUAAGACCCAAGAGCUACUCAAGGAAAUUAAUUCAGCUUUACAAGUUUCUUUAGAAGAAAUGGAAGAGAAAUACCAAAACAGGGAAUCAAGACCAGAAGAUUUACAGCUUAUUUCAGAAUUAAAAGACCUGAUUGCAGAGAGGGACCAACUCAUAAAGAAACUGAUUGAUGACAAAAAAUUCUAUCAACUGGAACUAGUCAACAGAGAGACUAACUUCAACAAAGUGUUUAAUGCAAGCCCUAAUGUCGGAAUUAUUAAUCCACUGGUGAAGCAAAAGAAGAAGAAUGAUAAAUCAACAAACAGGUUUGUGAGUGUCCCCAAUCUAAGUGCUCUGGAAUCCAGCGGAGUGGGCAAUGGACAUCCUAACCGCCUGGAUCCCAUUCCUAAUUCACCCAUCCAUGAUAUUGAGUUCAACAGCAGCAAACCACUUCCACAGCCAAUACCACCCAAAGAGCCCAAGACGUUUUUGAGCCCUCCUCAGACUGAAGCUUCACCAGAUCCACAACGCCAGGAAUGGUUUGCCCGAUACUUCACAUUCUGAGAAUUUUUUUUUGUGGCAUAGCGUGGUGUGGAUUGUUUAUAAGAGCAUGCCUUUAAGUAACCCUAUGUGAACAAGCUUUCCUGUACUAUGUCAAACACUGUGAAUGAGAAAGUAUUUGUCUCUCUGAUUUGAAAAUGCACUGUAUUUCAUGUGGUAUUUGUUGGAAUCACUUGACAUGAUACUAUAUAAUGUGCGUAAUUAUAUCAAUUAUUUUUAUUUAAAAUGGAAGAGUCUUUAAACUUUGUAUUUAUUACAUAAUAAAUUUUGGUAGAACAAACAUAAGGCUUUCCCCAUUUUUCCUAUAAAUAUAUGUUUUCUUUGGUUGCAGUAAGGCUCCCCCUCCUUCCAAAGCAAUGUACUGCAUGGUUAUAAUAUAUCAAAAUAAUCUUUCAAUGAUAGAUAAAAUAAAAUAAAAAAUAUCAGACUAGGGCAAGGUAUGUUUAAUCCAUCCCAAAUUUAUUUUUAUUUGUAGCACUUUAAUAAUUGUCCUCUUACUAACAUUUAAAGUGAUGAAUGCGAAAUAAAUCAGACAUAGUUUAGCUGCUGGCCUUCAGAAUUGAGUGACUUUGAUAAGACCAUAAAAAAAAAACAUUCAGCGUUUUCUUUUUUGCGAACUUCUUACUUACUGCUCAUUAGACUCUGCACUCUAGAAAUAACUACUACAUUUGAUGUUGAGUUUCACCAGAACCUGCCUUCACAAAUUACCUGUUUAUUUUAUGAAUAUCUACAAAGACAAAUGCUCUUCGGAACAUUUGGGAUACUACACUAAGUAUCACUGUGUAAACCGAGAAUCAUUAAAGGAAAUCUGCAUUUUGGGACAUCCUCCUUCAGGCAGAAUACAGGCUUUAAAAGUAACCCUAGACAAAUUAUACACACAAUCGUAUGCAAAUCUUUCAUUAAAGCUCAACCAUAUUCAAUUGUCUACAUGAAGGAAGUUUCUUUUUUACCUUUUGACAUGAAUCCAUGGACUACUUGGCUUUUUCAGGUAGUAAGCCUGAUUCCCUAGUCUGUUACACUGGUGUGACACCAGUGUUACUUCAUUGCCAGACAACUGCUAUAACAGAUUGGAGAAUCAGGCCUAUUGGCUUUAUUAUUUAUAUUCUUUGAUAAUUCAAAGAUUACCACAAAGUAAUUAACACUGGUAGUCUCAGGGAGAAAAAUAUCUUUGUUUUAUGAAUGUAUUUUAAAUCUGAAACUCUCUUUAAAAACAGCAAAGGACUAUUCUGAUUUAUUAUUUAAAUAAGAUUUUAAUAGCACAUGCAAAAGCACAUAGAUCUUCAUUAUUUCCUCUGAAGCCCUGACUAUAUCCUAUUUCCCUUUAUAUACAAACAAAUAUCCAGUAAAAUAUACUCACUAGUUAUAAUAAUAAGUUUUAUAUGUCGUAUAUAUAUAUAUAUAAAUGAACAAUUUGUAUGUUUUCAAAAAUUUCAUUUAGAAUAUUUUAUAUCUUCUAUAACUCAGCUUGAAAACUUUCACUGAAAGCCGUGCUCUGGUGAUCCUACCAUAGUGUGAAGUAAAGAGCAGAUUCUGUGUAGUUGGUGGACUCAACUGUCGGUAAAUGCAAUUUUUAAUUUUAGAAGAAAGCCAUAUUGGGUCAAAAUGUUGGAUUUCUUGGCUGUUACCUGAAAUAAAACACACUAGAUCAUUUUGCUAUAACAUUCUGAAGUGAGUGUUGUAUUUUUUCUUCUCUGCUUUAGCCAGUGUUGUUAAAAGGACACUGCUUCUUUGCCAACCCGGUACCUCAUUGGUUAGAGUGUUAAGUUGCAUAAUCAUACGUUUUUGCUUAUGAAAUUUAUAGAUAUAAACUAUAAAUAAAACCAACGAAACUCCACUUCA
Chelonia mydas (Green sea turtle) is the source of this 5734-nucleotide messenger RNA. RefSeq names its product family with sequence similarity 184 member A (gene FAM184A). Lineage: Eukaryota; Metazoa; Chordata; Testudines; Cheloniidae. The record is from RefSeq and is a predicted model, not a curated record.